UCGGGCGAGUUUCGAGUCGCGCCGAGCGAGAUAAGUCGCUAGCGACGCGCAGCAGCGCCUCGUCGCGUCGUAACCGCGCGCGCGUUCGCGAACAGCGAGCGAGACGGGCGCGAGAUCGCGAGGUUCGUCUCGCCGCCGCCGCGGAGAGAAUGCGGUGAAGCGAGCCGCGGAGGAGCCAGAGCCGCGAGGCAGCGAGCGCGCGCGGGCGAGCGGUCGAUUCUCGCGGAAAUCGGCCAUCUUGCUUAGUGCACGCUUGGACUCCGCGACGAACGGUCACUCCUCGCCUCCGUCAGCCACCCUCGUCGGGCGGUGGCAGAGCAGCAGAGUACUCUAGAACGGCGAUCCGCGUAGCGGUGAAACCCGGGGCAAGCGGGGACGAAGCGGGAGUGCGUGCGUGCGUGCGUGCGUACGGCGGGGAAAAAACCUAUCGCGCGCGUAUAUACCGCGAUCGAAGCGGCGUAACGCGGCUUACGCGACCCCGGCGGCAGGAUGGCGGGCAACGCGGGUAUGGAACAGUUGAUCCCGAUCGUGAACAAGCUGCAGGAUGCGUUCACGCAGCUCGGCGUGCAUAUGCAGCUCGAUCUGCCGCAGAUCGCGGUGGUGGGCGGCCAGAGCGCGGGCAAGAGCUCCGUGCUGGAGAACUUCGUCGGCAAAGACUUCUUGCCCAGAGGUUCUGGAAUCGUGACGAGAAGACCUCUCAUCUUACAGCUGAUUAACUGCCCGACUGAAUACGCGGAGUUUUUGCACUGCAAGGGCAAGAAAUUUAUAGAUUUUGAUGAAGUGCGAAAGGAAAUCGAAGCGGAGACGGACAGGGUAACGGGAAGUAACAAGGGUAUCUCUAAUAUACCGAUCAAUCUCAGAGUGUACUCACCGAACGUCUUGAAUUUAACGUUAAUCGAUUUACCCGGACUGACGAAAGUACCAAUCGGGGAUCAGCCGGCGGACAUAGAGAAUCAAAUUAAGGGCAUGAUCUUUCAGUUUAUCAAACGCGAAAACGCCCUCAUACUGGCGGUCACGCCAGCCAACACUGAUCUGGCGAACAGCGACGCUCUCAAGCUCGCGAAGGAGGUGGAUCCACAAGGUGUGCGUACGAUCGGUGUCAUCACCAAGUUGGACCUCAUGGAUGACGGCACCGACGCGCGGGAUAUUCUGGAAAAUAAACUGUUGCCGUUAAGAAGAGGCUACAUCGGCGUGGUCAACAGGAGCCAGAAGGACAUAGAGGGCCGGAAGGACAUCAAGAAUGCACUGGCCGCCGAGAGAAAGUUCUUCCUCAGCCAUCCGUCUUACCGUCAUCUAGCGGACAGGCUGGGCACGCCGUACUUGCAGCGGAUUCUUAAUCAGCAGCUGACGAACCACAUCAGGGACACGUUGCCGGCUCUAAGGGACAGAUUGCAGAAGCAGCUGCUGACUCUGGAGAAGGACGUCGAGCAGUACAAACAUUUCAGACCCGAUGAUCCCGCGAUAAAGACGAAGGCUAUGUUACAAAAAACAUUUUUAAGGAUGAUACAGCAGCUUCAGUCAGACUUCGAGAGGACCAUCGAAGGCUCAGGCUCCGCACAAAUUAACACGAUGGAGCUGAGCGGUGGCGCGAAGAUCAACAGACUUUUCCACGAACGUUUCCCGUUCGAGAUCGUGAAAAUGGAGUUCGACGAGAAAGAGCUGAGGAGAGAGAUCGCUUUUGCCAUCAGGAACAUACACGGUAUCAGGGUGGGCUUGUUCACCCCAGACAUGGCUUUCGAGGCAAUAGUGAAAAAGCAGAUAAACAGACUUAAAGAGCCGAGUCUCAAGUGUGUAGACCUAGUCGUGCUAGAACUUAGUAACGUCGUACGCAUUUGUACAGAUAGGAUGUCCCGUUACCCCAGACUAAGGGAAGAAACGGAACGUAUCAUAACGACAUACGUGAGGCAGCGCGAGCAAAUGUGCAAAGAGCAGCUGAUCCUGUUGGUCGAUUGCGAGCUGGCGUACAUGAACACGAAUCACGAAGAUUUCAUCGGUUUCGCGAACGCUGCAGCCAGUAGCCAUAAUGCAAGUGCGCAACAAUCCUCGGAGAACGCCGUUAAGUCUGGGAGGCAUACGUUAGGCAACCAAGUGAUUCGCAAAGGCUACAUGUGCAUACAUAAUCUCGGAAUCAUGAAGGGCGGCUCGAGAGAUUACUGGUUCGUCUUAACGUCGGAGAGUAUCUCCUGGUUCAAAGACGAAGAAGAACGCGAAAAGAAAUACAUGUUGCCUUUGGACGGACUGAAACUGCGCGAUUUAGAGCAAGGUUUCAUGUCGCGACGUCAUCUGUUUGCACUAUUCAAUCCGGAGGGAAGGAACGUGUACAAAGAUUACAAGCAGCUCGAGUUAAGUUGUGAAACUCAAGAUGACGUUGACUCUUGGAAGGCAUCGUUCCUGAGGGCUGGCGUGUACCCUGAAAAAUCUACGGAACAGGCGAACGGCGAAGGAGAGAAGGAAGGAUAUGAGGGUGGAACGGAGGGUCAGUCAUCGAUGGAUCCUCAAUUGGAGCGCCAAGUGGAAACCAUCAGGAAUUUGGUAGACUCCUACAUGAAGAUCGUUACGAAAACUACUCGUGAUCUGGUUCCAAAGACGAUUAUGCACCUUAUAAUCAACAAUGCCAAGGACUUCAUUAACGGAGAACUGUUGGCGCACCUCUAUGCGAGCGGCGAUCAGACUUCCAUGAUGGAAGAAUCACCCGAGGAGGCGCAGAAACGAGAGGAGAUGUUACGCAUGUAUCACGCGUGCAAAGAGGCACUCAGAAUCAUCGGAGAUGUGUCGAUGGCGACGGUUUCGACUCCGGUACCACCGCCCGUGAAGAACGACUGGCUAGUAACCGGGGACAAUCCAAGUCUUGGAUUAUCGCCACCAUCUCCUGGUGGCCCAAGACGCGGAGUGACACAGCCACCACCUCUUUCUAGCUCACGAGCACCACCACCAGUACCUGCAGGCGGCCGACCGGCACCAGCUAUUCCUAACAGACCUGGUCCAGGUGGACCACCACCGGCACGAGCUAAUCCCGGCCUACCUCCACCUAUGAUACCAUCGCGCCGACAAUAAGUCUCCGCACUAACUCGCCUAUUCGCUACUAAUCCCAAAAAAACCGCGUCCGCAUUGCAUUAUAUUCGGUGUAUAUUUUACACGUAAAAAGAGAAAGAAAACACUACACUCCACUAUUUUUCCUUAAUGUUAACGUGCUGUCUGUCUGCAUACACUAUCAAAAAUUACGAGGUCAAUGUUAAUUAAGUAGGGGGUGUGGAAGUUACGCGAGAAUCAUCUUGUUUCUCGAUCGCGCAAGCCCUGCACACCUGUUUGUGUUGUCGGAUCCUAAAAGAGCUUCCAAAUACCGGGCAAUUUGUAUGAGUACGUCUCACCUGCGUAACACACAACGACAUAUCUUUUAGGUGACUCGAUCAAUCAAUUCAAAAAAAGGAGUAACUAUACGUUAUCGUUCUGUAUGGUGUCGUCUUUCUGUUAUUUAACAUUUAUAAUUGCAUGAGCAGGAGUUGUAAUAAUUUUAGUCUAAUUAUAUGUACAUACGUACACGUUUCUCUGUGUAUAAUACAAAUCUUCUCUCACGUAGAGAUUGAGACACACCCCUAAGCGUAGCUGUAUCUUAGCGCCAAUAGUUCGUGCUACACCAAAUAUUUCCAAAGAUAUAUAUAUACCAUUUUCUCAGAGAAAAUGGAGAGAGAGAGAGACGUAAAAUAUACAUACAUAUACAUAGUCGAGUCACACUUGUUUGACUGUAAAUUAUUUUGGCGAAGCUGUAUAUCAUAUAUGUAUAUAUCGUUGAAAAUAAUGAUCAAAUAAAGAACUUUGCGUUCUUUGCGGCAAAUAGAUAACCGUUCAUUUACUUACUAACAGCAUGACAUUUCGGCAAAAUGCCAUUGAACAAAAAAAAACGUCGACUGUCUUAUCAAUUGUAUUUAUCAACCAGUUAUAUAUCUCGUGUAAUGUUAAAAAUUCCGAUUUUUUCCUACUCAAUGCAAAUCUAAAGCUUCUCUCUUCCGCCGUAAUAUGUCCCUCGUCAUCUGAAUGUUUUCUAUGAAGUAACACCAAUUCGAAACUUGUCAAUUACUAUUUGUGGACGAACAUGUCGGUGCCUGCAUUACGAUUUAUUAAAGCAAAAGUCGAGAAAAUAGCGAUCUGUAUAAAUGUCGUGUAUAUUUGCAGACUAAGAUCCGGACUGUAGCAUUGAGCGGCUUUCACAAGCUGCUAUCGUAUAAAAUAUCGUAUAAAAUAUCGCGUUGUUCUUGUAAGGACGUUUUUAUAACUGCUGUUACAAGGCUACAGUUAAUCCGUUGCUUUCGUCCUCGGAUUCGCGCGUUCGAAAGGGGCAUCGUGCACGCUUUCUUAUUCGAGGCACGCAUUAAUAAGUUUCACAUCCAGUAGCCACAUUCGUAUGAUGUUGUAUGCCAUCCCAAAAAUAAACUGCAUAAGAGUGAGAUCUGUAGUCAAAACUAGGUAUCCGUGGUGUGUUUAGUCGAGGGGGUGGUCUGCAGCAGAGGGUGACGCAAGCUGCGACACAGGCUGCGACUCAGGCCGCCGUGAACGAGCUGAUGGAUGCGUUCAAGAUCAAGUAAAUAAGAUGCAUAGCCAUCAGUUGAAUUUCUCGAGAUCUGUACCCCUAACGAUAUAAUAAUAAUAACAAUAAUAAUAAUAAUAAUAAUAUACAUGGGUAUAUCUGUUAAGUUGCGCCAGUAGAUGGUAGACUGUUCAGGGUUGAGAAUGAACUAAUCCCUCCAAUUUCUCUUUUCUUUUUUUUUGUUGAUAAAUCUUUGUAACAGAAUUCCGCAAAAUAAUCUCGCUAAAUUGAUCCUCGCUCUCUUUCUCUUUCUCCCCUGUGUCUUUCUGUCUCUUUUGUGCAUGGUAUUUCACCCAUGAAUUUUGAUUAACAGCUUUUUAUUUAAAUAUUUGAUUUAGUUGUAUAGUGCACACACCGUAUACGCGUGUGUGUGUACGCGUAAUGUAUAUUUAAUUAUGUGCAUAUUUGUGUAGAAAUUAAUAAUCGUAUAUAAGAAUACAUAUAUAUAAUAAUAUCAGGUAAUUGAUAAUAUGCAUACGUGUAAGCACUCUAUUUAUCUUGCAAUUAUCUAUGCAAUACUCCAUUUUAUCUUCAAUGUUCUUAGAGGAGUCGAUUACGGUAUUUUCCAAAGUCAUUGAUCGAGCAAUAAAGAAGUAUAUUUUACCGGCUUCACAAAUGGAAUCAAAGAAUGACGAUGAUCAGGAAACGUCACAAAUUAAAAAUGUAUAAUCAUGUAAAGUGCAGCAAACUGGGCUAACGUAGAGAUUUAGCACACACCGACCCGAUCCCAUUGUUAUUUUCACACUACGCCCGAAAGUGUGGAAACUUGCAAGCAGUCGUGUUAGCGAGUCCUCUUGUGAGCAAAUGCAUUUGCACUCCAGUGAAUCUAUCCUGGAAAGUCUACCAGAACCUGAUAAUGUGAUCGAUCGUAGUUUCGCAUUGAUUGUAGUGAGCGUUUGCAUCGUUGAAAAUCCAGUUUGAUAAAAUGUAGCGGUACAAUCGAGCGACAGCUGCAUUCGAUACGCGCUCGCGUUGUAAUAUCGACGAAACUGUCGAACGUCUCGUCGUUGUCGUCGUCGGUAACGAAAUAUCGGAUGGGAAAAUGUCAUGCUGUUGGGAAGAUAGCUUAAAAAACAAUCACGAAUGUGUAUCCAGCUUGUUUCAAAGAUGAGUCUUUGCAAAUGAAAAGAGCGCCGUAUCACGCGAAGUACCAUCGAGUCUAUUUCUCUCUACCUCUAAACAUAAAGUUCGUGAUUAUUUUCUUUUGCUUGUAGCCGAUAAAAAGAUAUACAUAUAUAUACAUAUAAAAGAAUAAAGAAUAUAUAAUAUUAGACAUAAUCUUUACGAGAUAUGAUCAAGAAAAGAAUGUGCUCAGACAUAGGAUGUGAUAUAGCGUAGAAUGCUUCAAGGAUUUUGCAUGAAAAUCCGAAGUUAAAUUUCUCUUUUUCUCUCUGGAUAGUCUAAAUUAACACGCAGUAAAUCGAGAAUAUAUAAUAGUAAUCACAAUGUCACAGUGCAGUGUGUAAUGGAUGUACAAUCACAUUUGGCAGGCAUACAUAGGAGCGACAUUGUAUUUUGUAUUGUUUAGAGUUAUUUAUUUCAGAGCUCCCUAAUUAUGCUUGCGAUUCGACUGUACAUAUAUACAUAUAAGAAAAAUUUUUCUUGUAAUUAGGUAUUUUCGCGUAUUCACAAGCGUACGGCGACGUGCUUCAAGAUCCGUAUAGUACGCGUUUCUGUAUGAAUUUCGCUUUUAUAAUGCAAUACUGAACGCAAAUAAAUUAUGGCGUAUGAUAUAAUAACUUUAUAAAUUCAUUGCCAUAGAAUUUACAGUGCACUUGUGAAAAUUUCCUUGUAAGGUUGAAAAGUGCUAUACACGGAGCGAUUUCUCAUUUCGAAUACUCGUUUGCGCAGUGAUCCGGGAGAAUCUUAAAGGCGGUGUAAUCGAAGUGCAAU
Messenger RNA from Ooceraea biroi (clonal raider ant), 6475 nucleotides. It is a transcript of the gene shi, whose product is annotated as dynamin-1 shibire. Gene Ontology annotation, biological process: receptor internalization; synaptic vesicle budding from presynaptic endocytic zone membrane. Gene Ontology annotation, cellular component: microtubule; plasma membrane; cytoplasm. Lineage: Eukaryota; Metazoa; Arthropoda; Insecta; Hymenoptera; Formicidae. The record is from RefSeq and is a predicted model, not a curated record. Gene Ontology annotation, molecular function: GTP binding; GTPase activity; microtubule binding.